AUGAGCGCCGCACAUGAUGGGUCGCCACUCUGCGGAGGGCGAUGGGUGAGGGAGAGGUGUGGGGCGAGGUCGGGGGAGAGUGGGGGAGAGGCGAGGGGGAGAGUGGUGGACGGGGGGGAGCAACAGGGAGAGGUGGAGGGGAGAGGUGGGGGUGAGGGGGAGAGGAACUGGGCAGUCACAGUGACAGGUGGGCAUGUGAUGAGCAAGAGAGCGUGUGGUGAGAGCGAGCAAAUGAAGGGUGGGAGCAAGUGGGGUGUGGGAGCGGGUGGGGGAUGCGAGCCUGUGGUGGGGUGGGAGCAAGCAGGGGUGGGAGCAAGCAGGGGUGGGAGCAAGCAGGGGUGGGAGCAAGCAGGGGUGGGAGCAAGCAGGGGUGGGAGCAAGCAGGGGUGGGAGCAAGCAGGGGUGGGAGCAAGCAGGGGUGGGAGCAAGCAGGGGUGGGAGCAAGCAGGGGUGGGAGCAAGCAGGGGUGGGAGCAAGCAGGGGUGGGAGCAAGCAGGGGUGGGAGCAAGCAGGGGUGGGAGCAAGCAGGGGUGGGAGCAAGCAGGGGUGGGAGCAAGCAGGGGUGGGAGCAAGCAGGGGUGGGAGCAAGCAGGGGUGGGAGCAAGCAGGGGUGGGAGCAAGCAGGGGUGGGAGCAAGCAGGGGUGGGAGCAAGCAGGGGUGGGGUGGGAGCAAGCAGGGGUGGGAGCAAGCAGGGGUGGGAGCAAGCAGGGGUGGGAGCAAGCAGGGGUGGGAGCAAGCAGGGGUGGGAGCAAGCAGGGGUGGGAGCAAGCAGGGGUGGGAGCAAGCAGGAGUGGGAGCAAGCAGGAGUGGGAGCAAGCAGGGGUGGGAGCAAGCAGGAGUGGGAGCAAGCAGGGGUGGGAGCAAGCAGGGGUGGGAGCAAGCAGGAGUGGGAGCAAGCAGGAGUGGGAGCAAGCAGGGGUGGGAGCAAGCAGGAGUGGGAGCAAGCAGGAGUGGGAGCAAGCAGGAGUGGGAGCAAGCAGGAGUGGGAGCAAGCAGGGGUGGGAGCAAGCAGGGGUGGGAGCAAGCAGGGGUGGGAGCAAGCAGGGGUGGGAGCAAGCAGGGGUGGGAGCAAGCAGGGGUGGGAGCAAGCAGGGGUGGGAGCAAGCAGGGGUGGGAGCAAGCAGGGGUGGGAGCAAGCAGGGGUGGGAGCAAGCAGGGGUGGGAGCAAGCAGGGGUGGGAGCAAGCAGGGGUGGGAGCAAGCAGGGGUGGGAGCAAGCAGGGGUGGGAGCAAGCAGGGGUGGGAGCAAGCAGGGGUGGGAGCAAGCAGGGGUGGGAGCAAGCAGGAGUGGGAGCAAGCAGGGGUGGGAGCAAGCAGGGGUGGGAGCAAGCAGGAGUGGGAGCAAGCAGGAGUGGGAGCAAGCAGGGGUGGGAGCAAGCAGGGGUGGGAGCAAGCAGGGGUGGGAGCAAGCAGGAGUGGGAGCAAGCAGGGGUGGGAGCAAGCAGGGGUGGGAGCAAGCAGGGGUGGGAGCAAGCAGGGGUGGGAGCAAGCAGGAGUGGGAGCAAGCAGGGGUGGGAGCAAGCAGGGGUGGGAGCAAGCAGGGGUGGGAGCAAGCAGGGGUGGGAGCAAGCAGGGGUGGGAGCAAGCAGGGGUGGGAGCAAGCAGGAGUGGGAGCAAGCAGGGGUGGGAGCAAGCAGGGGUGGGAGCAAGCAGGGGUGGGAGCAAGCAGGGGUGGGAGCAAGCAGGGGUGGGAGCGGCACCUUGCGGGCGAAGAUGGAGGCGAGUUUGAGCAGGCGAGCACCCGUGGCGGGAUUGAGGAAGUAG
This is a messenger RNA of Closterium sp. Naga37s-1, 1764 nucleotides long. The record is from the annotation of a GenBank genome assembly. Lineage: Eukaryota; Viridiplantae; Streptophyta; Zygnematophyceae; Desmidiales; Closteriaceae.